Dreissena polymorpha is the source of this 1676-nucleotide messenger RNA. RefSeq lists its product as uncharacterized. The transcript is spliced from 5 exons. The record is from RefSeq and is a predicted model, not a curated record. Gene Ontology annotation, molecular function: tumor necrosis factor receptor binding. Gene Ontology annotation, biological process: immune response. Gene Ontology annotation, cellular component: membrane. NCBI's taxonomy places the organism in Eukaryota, Metazoa, Mollusca, Bivalvia, Myida, Dreissenidae. The coding region runs from base 144 to 944 and encodes 266 amino acids.
CUACCUUCGUGAAUCUUAUAUCAAGCGCAAUAGUGCAGCUGUUUUUAUUCAUUCGUUUCACGAUUAAGGAACGAGAAACAUCGCGCUUUAUUAUAACAGUGGACAUGUAGGAAUCUGAAAAUUGCAAGGUUACCGGACUUGCUAUGGCGUUCAAUAUACGGAAAGAGAUUGUUGUGAAGCAUACCACGGCACUUUUAUGUGGAUGUUUGUUUCUUACUCUGUUGUCGGUUACGAUAGUAAUAUGUUCGUGGACACACACGAAACAUAUAGAUACACAUAGCCAUAGGAACCUGUUUGCAGAGGCAAACCUUGAGUCUACAGCGUUAUCAAGCAUUUUGCAGGGAGUGAUAAGUCAAACUUAUACGGAGAUAAACAAACACAAUGAAAUAUUUGUGACGGAAUAUCUGAACAAUCACAUUUCAGUAAAAGAGUUCUUCUUAGACAGAUUGACGUACAGGAAACCAUCAGCAAAACUUGUCGGAAGCAAAAGUUGUGUCAGAAAUGUCGAUCAGAAACAAUCUAUGGCGAAGGUCUUAUUUGGUGCAAACAACGAAGGACUUAACCCCAGCCAUGGAUUUCUAACAAACGGUGUCCUGUUUCAAAACGGUCGCCUAAUUGUGCCUCUAACAGGAACAUAUCUGAUUUACUCUUCCAUCCACCAUCGGUUACAGUGCAGCUUAUCCCGAGAACAAGCAAGUGCUAAAGAGGAGCUUUUGGUCAGGCAUGCAAUGUACCGGUUCAAUAUUCGGCUUGGUCAUGAUCAAGAGGUGGCAUCAACCCAUCAAGACCACAUUGACUGCAAUCGUUCAGCAUUUGUUGAUUUUCAAACUGAAAUAUCUACCUUGGUUGAGCUAUGGGCCGGUGAUGAAAUUUCUGUGAAACUGAAUGACUGUUCUUUGCAUAUGCAUUCGGAGUCAAAUUACUUUGGACUGCGUUUGAUUUAACCUUUUGAUUGUUAUAAUAUUUUUUUGCUAUUAUACAAAUCAUCCAUUAAACAUGUUUUUCAUCAUUUCAGUAUAAAACCUGAUUCAGUUUAUAUGAUGUAUUUGUUUCAAUAUUCAUAUAUUAUAUCUGUUCGUGGUUGCAAAUUAAUAAAUACGUUUUAUUAAAAGCAAUAACUUAGCAAUUACUACCUUGAUUCGUAAUAUUCUAUUUUGUAUAUAUAUCACAUUGACCUGUCAUAUUUCAAGGAAUGAUUUGUAUCACAACUUUAUACUUUACAGUCAGUAUGAACAUCGUUAUUAAACAAAACUCGUGAAAUCUAAAAUAAUAAUUAAACUUUGAUUAAUAAUAAAUAUUCUUCAAUGCCAUAUGGCCAUCUAUGACAAGGCAUGUUUACUUUAUACACAUGCACACAUUAUUUGUUUAUUUACCUCUGUGGGAGUCCGUUGUCUGCUAUCAGAAUGAAUAUCUUAAUAAUAUUGAUGAACAAAGAUUAUCAAGUGAGAGUAAGCGACGGAACGCAAGGCAAGUAGUUAUCAAUGUAAGAAUUACGCCCCCUUUGUGUGAAAUAUCACUUGUCUAAAAUUUAGGUUAUAUAGCGUAUCUUAACCCUUCAAUUCUUCCGAAAUUCUUUAAAAACUGUUUUAUUUUGAUACUCAUUGUAAUUACUGUGUUUUAUUUUGCAUUAAAAUAUCUUAAUUGUGGUUUAUUAAUAAACAAUAAAUAAUAUUUUG